GGAGCAGUAACAAAGGUGUUGCGUUUAUAUUUUUGUUGAGUGUAUAAAGAAAUGAGGGUGGAUCAAAACUUCUGCGUGGUACUGCAAACGUAGGUGAACCUACAAGCACUGAUAACCUUGAACAGUAGAGAGGGAGAGUCUUUCUUAGACAUUUUCUUCUAAGGAAAGUAUUAACCUCCUUCUAACCUUUGUGCCAUAAUGAAAGCUGUUCAGUGGCACAUACCACAUGGCACAUAAGUUGUUUAUUCCUAUUUAUGGAGAUCUAAAUAAAUACAUAAAUAAAUAAAUAAAAACAAAUCAUAAUUAUUUGUUUAAAACUUCUCUCUAAAUAAGACUGACAGAUCGCACACAGAGGCACUAAGAGAAGAUACUUUAAUGGGCUCUGUCAUGCAUGGUCAUGACCAAAAGUUUAUACACAAUGCAGAAGUAAAGCAUCGAAUUGUGCACUGGAGUCAAUUCAAGAAGUCUGUCCUUCCAGCACAGGGUCUGUUAAUAAGGCACAUAUUGCCUAAUUCUGUGCACAUCUGACUAAAAAAACAAGUCCUUUGGUAAAUGAUUCUUCUCACAUCAAGCCGUGAAGGAAGAAAAGACUCAGCUCACCUCCUCCACACUUCUGUUGGUCUGAACAAAGUAAAGAGGGUUACAGUAAUAUCUGCGUAGCAGGACAUCCAUUCAAACAUGUGGAACAUGAAGCAGUUAGAGUAUGGAGCCCUGGCAAGACGAGCAAACCAGAUCAAGGACGAGCUCAGACAGGGAGUGAGAAGACCCUACAAAGAAGUGAUCGAUGUCUUCCAGGGUGAUUUACACAGGGCAGGAAUGAAACCUCUGACAUUUGUCAGACAGGUUCUUGCAGCGUGUGUUUACCCGCCGCUUAUCAACAGCAGCAAUCUGCCACUUGAUGUUAGACAGAGGGCCCAGGAGGAGCUGGGGAGAUGUGUUGGAGGGAGUGUAGAACAUUCUCAAUGUCUUAGUGAACCGUGAGGCUUCACCAAGAACAGGUGUGUUGAUUCCAGUGCCAUGCCACAACAAAACCGUGUUGUCCAUAACGCAGUUGGGUGCAGUCGCCGUCCCUUAUUACCUGAGUGAGGAGCAGGGAUGGGCGCUGCAGGUGGAAGAGCUGCAGCGAGCGCUCGAAUCUGCAAAGGGAGUCUGUAAUCCUGUGGCUCUGUACGUCAUCAACCCCGGAAAUCCAGCAGGUUAUGUUCAGAGUCAAAAAUCAGUGCUAGAGGUGAUCCGGUUUGCUUGGGAAAAGAGGCUCUUUCUUCUGGUUGAUGAGCUCUAUCAGGACCGUGUUUAUGGGGAAAACUGUGAGUUUGUCUCCUACAAAAGGGCUGUGAGCGAGAUGGGGCCUCCUUUCUCAGGCACAGUGGAGCUGGCGUCCUUUCACUCAGUGUCCAAAGGCUUCUCGGGAGAGUGUGGUCUCCGUGCUGGAUAUGUCGAGCUGGUAAAUCUGGAUCCUGCUGUCAUGAAAUACAUCCACACACUGUUCUCCAAAGAUGCUUGUUCACCAGUUUUAGGUCAGAUUGCCCUGGAUCUGAUGACGGACCCUCCAAAGCCAGGAGACCCCUCGUACCUGCUCUAUAAACAGGAAAUUGAGCAGAUCAGGACUGUGCUGCUUCAUAGCGUGAAGAAAGUCCACGAGGUUGUCAACAGCCUACCGGGAUUCAGCUGCCCACCCAUUGAAGGAGGAUUGUUUGCAUUCCCCAGACUGCACCUCACACCAAAAGCUAUUCAGAAAGCCAAGGAAUUAGGACUGCAGCCAGACACAUUCUACUGUACGAGACUGCUAGAAGAAGGUGGAGUGUUUACCGGUCCUGGUUGGGAGUACGGACAAAAGGAGGGCACCUACCACAUCAGAUUUUGCAUCGCGGUCCCUCAGGACAUCAUGGAGGAAUUACUGAGACGCCUGAGCAGCUUCCACAUGACAUUUAUGAAGGAUUUUUCUUAAAGACAAAGUUCCCAUUGGACUUUCCUUUUUCUGUAAUCCCAUA
Molecule: messenger RNA, 1991 nt
Organism: Haplochromis burtoni (Burton's mouthbrooder)
Lineage: Eukaryota; Metazoa; Chordata; Actinopteri; Cichliformes; Cichlidae
Product: alanine aminotransferase 1
Biological process (GO): biosynthetic process
Molecular function (GO): L-alanine:2-oxoglutarate transaminase activity; pyridoxal phosphate binding
Source: RefSeq, a predicted model, not a curated record